GAUCGCAAAGGGUUUAGUGAGCUCAGGGAUAGCAGAACUCAAGAGUUGGCGACAGAUAUGUAGCAGCUAGGCGUAAGUAUUCACUUCGUCAUGAUUUGCCUUGGAAUAUCGUCAAGCCCCAAGCAAUAAAUACAUAGGUUAAGGCUGUUGAAGCCACAGUCGUUGCUUGGGUCCUGAUAUGCUCACCGCCUUCGCUCUAUGGAUUUGGUGGCAGAAUCCCGCCAGACAGCAACCAGCGUCGUAAUAUCUGUCUAUCUAGAUCCAUCUUCCAUCUCCAGUCUCCCAUCUCUUUGUCUCAACUAAUCGACAGAAAUCUCUAGUUACUCUCUCAAUAUCAGUUAUAUUUUCCAGCAUCCGCUUCUCAAUUGGCUGUCCAUUUCCCGUACUCCCCAUCCUCCAUCAUCAUGGCAGACCGGUUCCCGUCUCUAGAGGACUUCUCUGCCGAACCCACAGGCACCCAAGGCAGCCCGAGAGGAACCGCUACUGAGGGCGAAGACUUCCUAACGCGCGAACGUGCUCUCCUGGGCGAUGAUGCAGACCAGUUCGCUACUCCAAAUGACCAACUCCAGACCUCUGCCACGGUGGAAGACGCUACGGAAGACGAUCUGCUAGGCGGUGGAGGAGGAAACGACUAUCAGCCAGGCAAUACUGAGGGCGGAGAUAUAAUGGGAGGGUUCGAAUCGUCGUUUCCCGCCCUAGAAUCACAGAAUGAGCAAGUUGCGCCAGGUGGGACCAUCACAGGCACAAGUUCUUUCCAACCUUCAUACUCCACAUACAAACAGCCAGAAGAAGAGCCAGAAGCAGUCCGCGAAUGGCGCCAAAAACGCGACGAAGAACUCACCCGCCGCGCCGCCAUCUCCGCCGAGCGCAAAGCAGCCACCAUCUCCAAAGCCCAACAGGACAUCGACGACUACUAUGAGUCCUACAACAAGCGCACAGACCGCGCCAAGGAGCGCACGCGCAAGGAGGCCGACGAGUUCCUGGAGAACCGCGAGGAUACGGCCGCGGGCGGAACCAGCUGGGAGCGCAUUGCCAAGUUGGUGGAUGUUAGUGGGAAGGGGUUAAAGGGGGGUGCGAGCGGGUCUGGGAAGGAGAGGUUUCGCGAGUUGCUGCUUGAGUUGAGGAAGGAUGAGGGUGCGCCGGGGGCUGCGGGGGUCUGAGUGUGUUUCGCUGUUUGCGUCUUGGAUGUUGGGUGUUGGGUGGGUGGGCAGGGUUUAUGGGGAUGCUUGUGGUGUGAGGCGGUGUUUUGGAUGGACGGGGUCGCGGAUGGGGUUGAGAGUGGGCAUCCGUGGAUGGAAUAGAAUGGCUGGUUUCGGCGUUGUUCAUCUAUACGCCGGGAAAGAAAGCGGUUCGAUAAUUGAAGACCAUGCUUCGAUUUUUGUUUCCAAUAAACGGAAUUAAAAAAAAAAAAAAAAAAAAAAAAAAAAAAAAAAAAGCAACACCACGACGCGGAGAGAGGAGAGGAGUAAAGAGGAGUUAGGAAUCGGCUUCUAACCCACAUCGAUUCUCCGUCAAACGAACCCAUCUAUAAACGCAUCCCAUGCCAUCAUCCAUCCACUCCGACACCCUAUCCCGCAUCAUCAUCAUCAUCAUCAUCCAUCGUCAUCAUCAGCCCACUUUCCUCUAGGCACCCACUCCCUCUUGCCCCCUCCAGCGUUCUAUUCUAUUUUCCACCUCUGUCAUCCCUAAUGAUCUCCUCAAUUUCCUUUCUCUUUCUUCAGUAGCCCCGCCUUUUUGGUCUGUUAUUUAGUUCCUUCUUCUUUUUUAUUCAGUUAAAGAUAGCUAGUUUCCUUUCUCUGCGAAUUCCAGAAUUUAUUUUCUUUUUUACUUCCCUUGUCUUGCGUGUAGAAUCUAUUAAUUGACGCGCAAUGUUCAGAGAAGGGAAACAGAAAAAAGCCGUAAGACCGGGGUUACUAGGGGAGGCAAAUUGGCGCCCGCAAGGAGUGUAAAUAUACAAAGAAAAAGAGAGAGAAAAAUCCUGUACAAGAGUUUAAGCGUUGAGUCAUGUCAUUGUGUGCAUUAAGUUAUCAAUAUAUAUGUAUAUAUAGAGAGUGAGGUAGUAUGUAGUUUCCCCAAGAUGCAAAUACAAAAAG
Molecule: messenger RNA, 2093 nt
Organism: Blastomyces gilchristii SLH14081
Lineage: Eukaryota; Fungi; Ascomycota; Eurotiomycetes; Onygenales; Ajellomycetaceae
Product: clathrin light chain
Exons: 4
Coding region: 405-1160 (251 amino acids)
Biological process (GO): clathrin-dependent endocytosis; intracellular protein transport; clathrin coat assembly
Cellular component (GO): plasma membrane; clathrin coat of trans-Golgi network vesicle; clathrin coat of coated pit
Molecular function (GO): structural molecule activity; clathrin heavy chain binding
Source: RefSeq, a predicted model, not a curated record